CAAAUACACAAGCCCGCCGGACUGAGCCACUGCCACGGCCCAGGGACGUCCGCGAUCUGCGUAUUCGCUACGUGAGCACCGCAUACCACGCCUUUGGUUUGGCCAAUCCGACUCGAUGGUGGGCUCGAAGCGCAGGGCGCAUAACAAAAGUCGCCUCGGUUGUCAGAACUGCAAGUCACGUAAGAUCAAGUGCGACGAGGCGCGACCAUCAUGCUCGAACUGCAAGCGACGAGAGGUCACUUGUGACUUCACGAUACGCGGCACCCCGCAGCCCAGCCUAUCCGCGUCCGGGCUCAAUAUGACUGAUCUGGAGCUGCUGCAUAACUACACAACCACCACGUACUUGACUCUGGCGGCCGAUUUAACCAUGCGCGAGUUCUACCGUACUACGAUAGUGCAGAUCGGAUUCGACUGCGAUUAUCUAAUGAGGGCCAUCCUCGCGGUGUCAAGCCUCCACCUGGCACACCACCGCCGCGAGAAGCAAGACCACUAUCAGGCCCAGGCCAUCGUGCACCAGCAGACGGCCUCUGAGGCCGCCAUGCCGUUGCUGUCCAAUGCGGACUCAGGCUCUGCGCGGAAGCUCUUCCUGUUCACCAUCAUGACAAACUACUACGCACUCGGCUGGCCGCGGACCCCUAGUGAUAGGCUCUUCCUAGGCACGUCCGGGUUUCCAGAGUGGAUAUACUUCCUGCGCGGGACAAAGAGCCUCAUCGAGCUCGCAGGCGUCCCUGAGAGCGGGCCGCUGCAGCCGCUCUUCGCCCACUCGAUCGACCGGUACGUGCUACGCGAAGGGCCCGCGGCGUCGACGUCGCCGGCGCACGCGGCCCUCGGGGAGCUCGGCGCCAUCAUCGCCUCGCGGCCUCGCGUUGCGGCCAACGAGUACCUCGCGCGGACCUACGCCACGGCCAUCGCGGAGCUCAAGAAGUCGUUCGGCCAGGCCGAGCUCGCGCGCAGCAGCAACAACAUCUGCGCCGCCGGGCCGUACGAGAUGACGGACGCCUUCAUCUGGGUAUAUAUUGUGGCCGAGGACCUGCUGCCGCUGCUGCGCGUGCCCGAGCGCGAGGCCGUCGCCGUGUUCGCCUACUUCUGCGUGCUGCUCGGGCGGCUCGAGGGCCACUGGUGGAUGCAGGGCUGGGGCCUGCAGCUCAUGGCGCAGGCGUACGAGAUCCUGGACGAGGAGGCCCGGCUGUGGAUCAGCUGGGCCAUGGACGAGAUGGGCUUCGUCCCGCCGUCGGCGCUCGACCGCAUGUAGAGGACAGCGGAAAUCGGCCUUCUCAAGCACGCGUCCGAGUCUGUACUGAACCGCCAUCAUCAUGUUCCGAUCCUCAACGAGGGGUCAUACUACGUAACCGCAGGAAAUCACUCAUGACAAAUGACCCAUAAGCUCAGCUUGGUGGUGGCGCUGCUACCUCACGUAUUCGCACAAGUUUGCCCAGAGGUAUUGUUUGGACAUGUUCGCAGCUCGAUCACGAACAAUCUCAACAACACGAGAGUCUACGUAGCGGC
Molecule: messenger RNA, 1506 nt
Organism: Microdochium trichocladiopsis
Lineage: Eukaryota; Fungi; Ascomycota; Sordariomycetes; Xylariales; Microdochiaceae
Exons: 5
Coding region: 116-1252 (378 amino acids)
Biological process (GO): regulation of transcription by RNA polymerase II
Molecular function (GO): zinc ion binding; DNA-binding transcription factor activity, RNA polymerase II-specific
Source: RefSeq, a predicted model, not a curated record